UAUUGAGUCCAGCUUGAAUUAGUGAAAGUUACCCCAAUUCCCUCUCUUCAUCGCUCUCUCUCUCUCUCUUCAUGGCCAUUAACAAAGAAAAGGAAGAAACACAUGUACUGAUGGUGGCAUUUGGAGCUAUAGGUCACAUGAACCCAAUGAUUAGACUAGGCAAACGCCUAGUUUCCAAAGGCCUCCAUGUUACCUUCGCCACCACCGAAGACGCUCGAGGCCUCAUGCUCCAAUCCUCCAGCUCCAGCUCCACCACCAACUCCAUCGCCGGAAUCCACCUUGAGUUCUACUCAGACGGCCUCAGCCAAGACUACGACCGCAAGGCCAACAUGGACCAGCACAUGGAGAGCCUAAUCAAACACGGACCCAUGAACUUAUCCACCAUAAUUCAAACCCACACCCCAAAAUUCUCUUGCAUCAUCAACAACCCUUUCGUGCCGUGGGCGGCGGACGUCGCGGCGGCACAUGGAAUUCCCACCGCCAUGCUUUGGAUUCAGCCAUGCACUCUUUAUGCUAUAUACUAUCGUUUCUACAACAACCUAAACCCAUUUCCUACCUCUGAAAAUCCUAAAAUGAGCGUAGAAAUACCAGGUCUGCCAUUGUUACUCACAGAAGACCUUCCAUCAUUUAUUAUUCCGUCAAAUCUUCUGGGUUGCUUCCCAAAAAUAUUGUCAGAAGUGCUUCAAAACAUGAAGAAGCUGAAGUGGGUAUUGGGUAAUUCCUUCCACGAGCUUGAAAAUGAAGUUAUCGACUCGAUGAAUGAAGUUCAUCCUAUUAGGCCUGUGGGUCCAUUAGUCCCAUCUUCAUUACUAGGGGAAGAUCAAGAGCUGGAUAUAAGUGUUGAUCUGUGGAAAUCCGAAGAUGCUUGUAUUGAAUGGCUCAAUCAGAGAGAUUGUUCUUCUGUAAUAUAUAUUUCAUUUGGAAGCAUACUUGAUACAUCGGGAAAAGACAUGGAGUGCAUUGCAACUGCUUUGAAGAACACUAAACGCCCAUUUCUAUGGGUGGUGAAGCCACCGGACUCCGACGUGAAAGAAGGUGAUCCGCAGCUUCCAUUAGGGUUUUCAGAAGACACCAAAGAUCAAGGACUUAUGGUGCAGUGGAGUCCUCAAACAAAGGUUUUGGCACAUCAAUCUGUUGGGUGUUUUUUGAGUCAUUGUGGGUGGAAUUCUCUCUUGGAGGCGAUCACCGCCGGUGUCCCUGUACUUGCUUUUCCGAAGUGGACCGACCAGCCAACUAAUGCGAAACUCAUUGUCGAUGUUUUAAGGGUUGGUGUGAGGCUCAGACCUGACAAAGAAGGGGUGGUCAGUAGUGAGGAAGUGGAAAAAUGUAUUGAAGAAAUUAUGAGCGGGCCAAGUUCGGAGGAAUAUCAUAAGAAUGCGACGAAGUUGAAGAGGGCCGCCAGAGAGGCGGUGGCAGACGGUGGCUCAUCUGGCCGGAAUAUCCAGUGGUUCGUGGAUGAGCUCAUUGGCAAUUCUUGUCCAUGACGCAAAGGUGGAGGAUGUUCCCGAAGAAAUAUUUUUCGCUGUCACCUACUCAAUGUGGGACAAAACAUAGGAUCAAGGAUUGGAUGUAAAAAAAAUGUAAGGUUGUGCAAAAAUAAAUAUUUUUUUUUGCACUAAUGCAAUUGGAAUAUAAUUU
This is a messenger RNA of Ilex paraguariensis (yerba mate), 1638 nucleotides long. Lineage: Eukaryota; Viridiplantae; Streptophyta; Magnoliopsida; Aquifoliales; Aquifoliaceae. The record is from the annotation of a GenBank genome assembly.